AUGGCCCGUCAAUCUCAUCCGCCGGCUGCCCUCCUUACGCUUCUCCGGGGUUUUGCUUUUCCCAUUCGCUGUUUACACCCCUGGCAGCGAGAGUCCGGAGACAUGGGGCUUAGAAGGCACUCGUCUCCUCCAGGAUUAAAGGAAGCCUAUGUCCUAGAUAGCAUUGGGUUUCCAACUGAAUCUACGUCCGGUAUUCAAACUCGCAUCAUCGCCUCUCCAAACGAAACGGACGGAAUAUUUCUCCUAUCACAUACGAGAUAUGCUACCCUAACAUCUGCUGGCGUUCUCAGUGAGAUCAACACCUACCCUACAGCCGUCUUUAUACGGAAAGGGGCCAUCAAGCUUCACAACGCGGGUAGUUGUGAAAUAAUUACCGAGGGAGAUUUUAUUUUUGUUCCAGCACGGAGGAGACUCGGUUACGCAGCAGAGGAACCAGGAACAGAACUCUUGCUGUUCUCAACUCGCCGGGAAGAUAUCAACUCUAACCUCAUUCCAAAAGAGGCUACGAUUCAAGCUGAAGACACCCUAGCGGCGGAUGUCGUAGAGCCAUACCUACUCAACCAAAACGUCGGACUAUGCUCAGUUUUCGGUGGUUUUCUAACUCGACCUCUACUAAGGCAACCCAACGGCCUAGACCAGAUUUCGAUCUCGAUAAUGGAAUCAACGACAAGGUAUCCAGAGCGGCCUUUUGUUGACCGAUGGGUUUGCUUUACGAAUGUGUAUCACUGUUUCUACGUGUUGGAAGGGCAAUUCAAGUUCAAGAUCAAAGGGGAUUCCGAAUGGACCUACGCCGACGCAGGCGAUUCAUUUUUCGUCCCAUCUAGGACUUUUUUCAUAGGCGACGUGGCUAGUGAAAUCGCUCGAUUGAUUCUCUUCGCGAAUGGAGAGGGAGUUGACGAGAUGGUUGUCAAAGCUGGGUAUUCACACGAAGGGCCCUUGCCGGAGACCAUUGGGAAAUGGGACGGCUGGGACGAGGCGAGGGUGAAGUCUGCGUGUGCACAACUUGGGGCUCAGAUUGAAUGA
This is a messenger RNA of Clonostachys solani, 1023 nucleotides long. NCBI's taxonomy places the organism in Eukaryota, Fungi, Ascomycota, Sordariomycetes, Hypocreales, Bionectriaceae. The record is from the annotation of a GenBank genome assembly.